Messenger RNA from Lottia gigantea (owl limpet), 1299 nucleotides. RefSeq lists its product as hypothetical. Bases 1 to 1299 code for a protein of 432 amino acids. The transcript is spliced from 11 exons. NCBI's taxonomy places the organism in Eukaryota, Metazoa, Mollusca, Gastropoda, Lottiidae. The record is from RefSeq and is a predicted model, not a curated record. Gene Ontology annotation, biological process: asparaginyl-tRNA aminoacylation. Gene Ontology annotation, cellular component: mitochondrion. Gene Ontology annotation, molecular function: ATP binding; asparagine-tRNA ligase activity; nucleic acid binding.
AUGUGUUAUAUUUUGCAGGGAUGGGUGAAGUCAAUAAGAAAAUCAACUGAUGUGGUUUUUCUCCAUGUUUGUGAUGGGACGAGUUUAGAGCCAUUACAGAUAGUUAUUGAUAAGACUACCAGCUGCAGUCACCUGACUUACGGUUGUUGUGUAAAGGUCAAAGGUCAGAUUGUAGAGAGUAUAGGUCAGAAUCAGAAACUGGAAUUGGUGGCUGAAACUAUUGAUGUGAUUGGAGAAUGUGAUGUAAAAAUCUUCCCGUUUCAACAGAGGACUCACCAUACUUUAGACUAUGAUAGAAAUCAUUUACAUCUUCGCCCCAAAACUAAAACACACAGUAGUUUAUUGAGGGUGAGAAAUACAGCUUCAAUGGCGGUACAUCAGUACUAUCAGGACAAGGGAUAUUGUUUUGUUCAUACACCUAUAUUGACAACCAAUGAUUGUGAAGGAGCAGGAGAAGUCUUUCAAAUACAGCCUAUGAAGAAAUCAGAAAAAGAAGAAUUUUUUAGAUGUCCGACAUUUUUGACAGUCUCAGGACAACUUCAUUUAGAAAUUAUCACAGGGGGAUUGAACAAAGCAUAUAAUUUUGGUCCAACAUUUCGAGCAGAAAACUCUAAAGGGAGACAUCAUUUAGCAGAAUUUUAUAUGAUUGAAGCAGAGUUAUGUUUUCUUGAUGGUUUAGAUCAGUUGAUGGAGGUUAUGGAAGAUAUGAUAAAGACAAUAACAAGUAGUAUUUUAACUACAAGUCACAGUGAUGUAGAAUAUUUCUAUGAAUAUAUAGCACCUAAUCAACAUAAGACUCUGAUAGAUAAAGUGUUAAACAGUAAAUUUGAAAGAAUGAGGUAUACAGAGGCAGUAGAUUUACUGCAGAAAAAUCGACAGAAAUUUAAAGUUGAUAUCAAGUGGGGAGAUGAUUUAUCAAAAGAACAUGAAAAAUUUAUAACUAAGAAGCUUGAUUGUCCAGUCUUUAUCACAGAUUAUCCAGCAACGUUAAAACCAUUCUAUGCCAGAGCUAAUGAAGACGGCAAGACAGUGGCAGCAGUGGAUUUAUUAGUACCAGAAGUAGGAGAGCUGAUUGGUGGAAGUUUGAGAGAGGAAAGGUUAAAGUUCAUGGACGAGAAACUGAAGUCACUAAAACUAUCUGAGGAAUAUCAAUGGUAUCUGGAUCUAAGAAGAUAUGGUACAAAUCCUCAUGGUGGAUAUGGUCUAGGCUUUGAGAGAUAUCUACAGUUUCUAUUAGGUGUAUCUAAUAUUAGAGAUGUUAUACCCUUUCCAAGAUCUUCUUCACAUUGUCAGUUAUAG